Molecule: messenger RNA, 7686 nt
Organism: Mobula hypostoma (lesser devil ray)
Lineage: Eukaryota; Metazoa; Chordata; Chondrichthyes; Myliobatiformes; Myliobatidae
Product: potassium/sodium hyperpolarization-activated cyclic nucleotide-gated channel 1-like
Exons: 8
Coding region: 198-3056 (952 amino acids)
Biological process (GO): regulation of membrane depolarization; potassium ion transmembrane transport; sodium ion transmembrane transport
Cellular component (GO): membrane; HCN channel complex; axon
Molecular function (GO): voltage-gated potassium channel activity
Source: RefSeq, a predicted model, not a curated record
GUUCAUCCCCUCUCAGUGUCCCAUCCGGACGAGUUUGGAUUGAGAGUUGGACGGCGGUGCAGGCUGUCUGGCCGUGCAAAGGUACUGGGGUGGAAGGGGCAAAAGGGGGUAUCGGAAAGGAAGGCAGACCGACAGGCAGCCGAUUAGCCGCCGUCACUCCUCCCUAACCUUCCAGUCUGCCAUCAUAGCGCAGGAGGAUGGGGAAGCAAGAUGACAGGGGGAAGAACCAGAGCAUCAGGAUGAAUGUUCUGCCAGGAGGGGGAGCAGCGGAAACCCUGUCCAAGCACAACAAAGUGCAAGAGUGUUGCAGCAGCAGCGAGAGCGGCAGCAGAGGAGUGCACCAGAGCAAGGGCACCGCCAAAUGUGACACGAACGGAGAGUACAGUCCCAGGGGCGCCGUGCACUCGCCUUCCAGCGCUUUGCACCAGGAGCAGCCUCCCACCAUGGAAGGGAAAGCCAAGCAGGCUUACGGCGCGGAGCAGAAAGCGGACGGCAGUGUGGUCUCGGCGGGGCACCGGAGGGAGGCGGGGGACGAACCGGAGAGGAACCGCCAGCAGCAGCAGCAGCAGGGGCAGGGCGGCAAGGAGCAGAACUCAGUGGGCUUCAAGAUCGAAGGGGGAGCUGCGGGAGACGAUCCAAUGCUCGGACAGGAUGGCGAGGACUUCCCGCAGUACAGCUCCAUGCAGAGCCACUUCACCGCCCUGCUCCAACCUGGAGUCAACAAGUUUUCCCUGCGGAUGUUCGGCAGCCAAAGGGCAGUUGAGAAAGAGCAGCAGCGAGUCAAAACGGCCGGUUAUUGGAUUAUACACCCCUACAGCGAUUUCCGGUUUUACUGGGACUUGAUAAUGCUGAUGCUUAUGGUUGGAAAUCUCAUAAUUAUUCCGGUGGGAAUCACCUUCUUCACAGAAUCAACGUCCACCAUUUGGAUUAUUUUUAAUGUUGCAUCUGAUACCUUCUUCCUUUUGGACUUGAUAGUCAAUUUUAGAACUGGAAUUGUUGUAGAAGACAAUGCUGAAAUCAUAUUGGACCCCAAGGUGAUCAAGUGGAAGUACUUGAAGAGCUGGUUUAUAAUAGAUUUUGUCUCUUCUAUACCAGUGGAUUAUAUAUUUCUGAUUAUAGAAAAAGGAUUCGAUUCUGAUGUUUACAAGACUGCUAGAGCACUAAGAAUUGUGAGGUUUACAAAAAUCCUCAGCCUCUUACGAUUAUUACGGCUUUCAAGACUUAUUCGAUAUAUACACCAAUGGGAGGAGAUAUUCCAUAUGACAUAUGACUUUGCCAGUGCUGUGGUGAGAAUAUUUAACCUCAUUGGAAUGAUGCUUCUGUUAUGCCACUGGGAUGGUUGUCUCCAGUUUCUAGUUCCAUUGCUUCAGGAUUUUCCCCCUGAUUGUUGGGUGUCCCUAAAUGGUAUGGUUAAUGAUUCAUGGGGGAUGCAGUACUCCUAUGCACUGUUCAAAGCGAUGAGCCACAUGCUUUGCAUUGGCUAUGGAGCUCGGGCACCAGUGUCGAUGUCUGAUCUCUGGAUAACCAUGCUGAGCAUGAUAGUUGGAGCUACAUGCUACGCAAUGUUUGUUGGCCAUGCAACAGCACUCAUCCAGUCCUUAGACUCAUCAAGACGACAGUACCAGGAAAAGUACAAGCAAGUAGAACAAUACAUGUCCUUCCACAAGUUGCCUGCUGAUAUGCGGCAGAAGAUUCAUGAUUACUAUGAGCACCGUUACCAAGGCAAAAUUUUUGAUGAGGACAACAUUCUGGAGGAAUUAAAUGAUCCACUUCGGGAGGAGAUCGUCAAUUUCAACUGUCGGAAACUGGUUGCCACCAUGCCCCUGUUUGCAAACGCUGACCCAAGUUUUGUGACAAGCAUGUUAAGCAAGCUGAGAUUUGAGGUGUUCCAACCUGGAAAUUAUAUUGUGCGGGAAGGGUCCAUUGGGAAGAAAAUGUAUUUCAUUCAACAUGGGGUGGCUACUGUCAUCACUAAAUCAAACAAGGAAAUGAAGCUGUCGGAUGGCUCUUAUUUUGGAGAAAUCUGCUUACUGACAAAAGGCCGCCGUACAGCCAGCGUGAGAGCUGACACCUACUGCCGACUCUACUCCCUCUCCGUGGAUCAUUUCAACGAAGUGCUGGAGCAGUACCCCAUGAUGCGAAGAGCAUUUGAAACUGUGGCAAUCGACAGGCUGAACAGAAUCGGGAAGAAGAACUCUCUCCUAUUACAUAAAGUUCAAAGAGAUCUGAACACUGGUGUUUUUGAUAACCAAGAGACAGAGCUUCUAAAAAAGAUGGUGAAACAAGACCGGGAGAUGGUGCAAUUCAUAGAAACACCCCUCACUGCAUCAUUCGGCGUAUUUCCUCCAUUAUCUGGCAACUCAAUCAUCAGAGCUUCUAUGCAGUCACAGCCACUAAAUAUAGCUCAGUCAGAUUUUCAGCACAUUUCCUCACCAAAUUUGAAUACUUAUUCGCCGUCUUCUCAACCAUCCACAAGGCCACCUCAGCUGGUUCAGACUGUACCCAAUCAGAAUUCCCCGUCACCCAGCUCACAGGCAGUGGCUCCCUCACCCAGCUCUUUUACUGCUGCAGUUCCAAGUCCCUCUGUUCAGAGUCCUCUGGCAGGCCGAACUUUCCAAUAUGGUUCACCAAACGUGUCACAGAUGUCCUUGAUGCAACAACAGCCGGUGCACAGCCCUGCCCAGAGGCGCGAUUCCAACAAAAGCACGCAGGGUUUGCAAACGAGCAACCUAAGCAGAGAUGUAAGACCUCUCUCGGCAUCUCAACCUUCUCUGCCUCACGAGGUGACACCAAUGAUGAUCAGACCACAGCCAUCCUCUGGAGAACCAUUAGCACCAGUUCCUGCUUCAAUCCCAACCACGCAAAGUCCAGGUCCUCAAGGAGGCAUCCGAAGCACUGUUCCACAAAGAAUGUCCCUUUUCCGACACAUGUCCUCAGGAGCAAUACCACCACCACGAGGGACACAAGCAGCUCCCCCAACCCAAAAAAGGGAAACAUCCGCAGUCUUAAGUACAGAUACUGAUCAAGGAAGACCACGAUUUCCCUCUAAUUUAUGACCUUAACAGUUUUUGUUUAUUGCUGACCCUGUUAAUAUUGAACACUGAAAUCCUUGCUCAGCAUUCUACAAGGCAACCUCAUUGUUCAUGAGGAGAGUCUCAUCAUCUUCUGACAGACUGGACAUUGCUGUCCUCAUGACAUGCACAGCUCAACAAAUGUAAAAUAUAACAGAAUAAAGGAUUAAAAACCCUAAUUUUCAGAGUUCUAAUUAGUAAACUACCAGUCUUCCUUCCCCAUGGAUUUUGAACACAUUGAAUUGUUUUCUAAACUCUUGUAAAAUAAGAGAAGAGGAACAGUAACUCACCAACUGGAUCAACAUUAUUGUUUAAACAAAAUUCUCUGCGUGCACAGCAAUGCAAAUCCAGUUUGGGACAGGGUUUUUAGGUGUUUCAAUGCUGCUCCAUAAACAUCACUCCACCAUUCAGUGUUUCUUGCUGGAGAACUACUCAUCAAGAUAUUGUGUCUUUUAUCAACAAAGCAUGGGACACCCAAUAUGUUUUGUAAUGAACUCUCAAUAGGUUAUUCCGUAAAUUCUGUUCCAGUAUUAUUCUGGGUGAUACUUCUGCAUGUUCAAUGGUGGACUAAGGACCAAGUUUAAACCCAUCUUGACAUUCUGCUAAAAUAGACAAGACAUUCCUCAUUUUAGCUUCAGUGUUAAAUGUAUGCUGCAUUUAAAUGGAUUCAGCUAAAGGACAUUUACCUACAACAAUACAGUACAUGUGGAGGAAAGGAAAUAUCCAUGUCUUUGAUGCUAAUAUAAAUGCAAAUAUGCUUAUUGUGGUAACUAGGAUUUUUUUUCAUUCCCAUUCCUUUUCUCCUUCUCAUUUUCCAUUCGGCUUUGAAAAAUAAGUAACUUGUUGGCCUGGAAGGUUAUUUUUAAAAAAUGUCAAAGGCAGCAUCUCAUGAUGUCUGUAGGUACCAUGCUGCACAAUUUUAAUGUUUCAAUGUCUUAUUUUAUUAAAAUAAUAGUUUUAUUGGUUAAAUGACACUUCCAAGCAUUUAAACUGGUCUUUUUCCUUUAUUUUGUUUCUUCAUUUCCAUUGUAUUUAGUAAUGUAAUAUGUUAAUUUAAAAUUUACAGUUUUAGAAAACAUUCCCAAUUUGUUCUGUGUAUGAUGCUUUAAGACACAUCAUGAAAGACAAUAUUUAAAGCCAUACUCUCAUAAUUUUAUUCAUAUUAUAGAUUCUUUUAAAGUGAGUAUUAAUUGUAAGUUUCUUCUACAUUUACUUGCUUUGGCAUUCUCUAGAUAUAUUUCUGUAUUUUUAUUUUAAAGUGUGAGGUUAUUGGUCUUAAUGCAGCUCCAAACAAUCUUAAAAAGUCACAUCACCUUUCAAAGUGAUUUGGUUCUUUAUCAAAAUUAAUUCAUUGAUGAGUUUCCAAUCGGAUUCAAAAGUGUGGCUAUCUUUAUUUCCUUCAAUAUUUCCCAAGUAGCAUUUCCCCUCAAAAUGAAAGUGAAAAAGUUGUGUAUGAUUUCAUUGAAGAAUCCGAUAUAAGAUUGAAACUAUAUUGUUAUUUUCAGUUACUUCGCUACAUGAGAGAAUAUGGCUUUAACUUAAUGUUUGCUUAUCAUAUGCAGUGCAAAUAGCAACAUAUUUUUGGAAUGCAAAAUACUGAUUUAUUAAUCAAGAAAUCAAAUGGAACAAAUAAAGGAAAAGGAUUUAUUUCAAUAGGAAACUGUGUUUUGUGAGGUUCCUUCUGGUGUCUUUGGGUUCCUUUAAUUGUUUUUGUUUUCUUCUGCAUUUGUUUUUGAAGCUUAUCUCCGCAAAUUACAUUCUUAUGCUAUUGUGUGCCUAAAUUGUAGUCAUUUUAUACUCAUAUGUAUAAAAAUGAAAACUUUAAAAAUAUCUCCAUCUUUAGAAUUUCAGAGAAAGAUGUUAGAAAUCCAGAUGGUUGCUAUUUUACUUAAGUGUUGAUAUUUGGGAAAGGAAGGACAGGGGCCACUAUCUAAGGGAUUAAGGACAAAGUUUAUCUUUUUCAAACCAGAUUAUCCUUGUCACAGAUGGCACAAAUUAAUGUAUAUAUUAAUAUAUGUGCAGAAAUUGAAAUAGGAUUAACAUAAUGUAAAAUAUAAAAGAAUACAUAGAUAUAUACUUAUAUACCUAUUCUGAAUUCUGGUGUUGACACCAUGACCUCUAAUAGUUCAUAUAUAUAUAUAUAUAUUGUAUAUAAAAUUGCACUGAGAUGAGAUUAUCCUGCACAAUUUCAUUGUAGCUUUCCUGGCAUUAACUCCAUAUGGCAUAACAGCUGAUGUGAGUUUGUAUAGUAAUGGACAUUGGUGCUUCGGGAAGAAACUUUGAAUGUAAAAUUCUUGUGGAAGGACAACCUAGUCAGUGGAUGAGCUUAAUUAUUUUCUUGCUGUCUUUGCUUGUACUGAAACUUUAAACAUGAAAGGAGUAAAACAUUGUAAGUCAAACAUUAUCCAAGUAAGGCACUAAUCAGGGAGGUGUUUCAUAUGAUCAUCUUAUAAAAGAAAUGCUUUCAUGGAAAACUGUUCUCCAUGUUUAGUACUUUGAAAUGAGACAUGCUCUUCCCCAGCAAUGUAGAGAUGUAUUGUUUCCUUACCCCUCAUUUUUUCAGGACUAAUGAAUUUACUAUAGUGGCAUGUUGCACAUAUUCUUUGCCAGACAAUUUAUGAUGAUUGUGGAAGUUUCAGCUUUAAUCAUUUGCUACACAAGGAAGCAGUGGCUGAUUGCCCAUUUACUACAUAAAGGAAAUAAAAAAAUUGUUGGUGCAUGACUAUAGGGGAAGCCAACAAGAAUAAUUCACUUAGCACGUGGCUGAAAAAGUUUGAAAGGCUUGCACAACUUUGACUCCAAUAUGCAGGAAGAUUCACUUGCAGCAUUUCAACAUUUGGCCUUUCUUUAAUUUCUCCUUGGAAGUUUUCUUCCCUGAAGCUGUUAAAUUCCUUUGAGAGUUUAGUUUGACUUCUUAAUUAGAAUAUGGUAUCUCAUCCAAAUGCCAUUUAUAUUAGAUGGUUCUAAACUUUGACUAUAGUAUGCUAUUUACUGCAGUAAAGCCCUAUUGACCUUCACCUGUCAGCCAUAGGCAUCUUUCCAUUUUAUUAAUGGGAUAUUAGCUGGGCCAAAGGUUAUUGCCCUUGAGAAGGUGACAGUCAGCCAGUUCAAUGAACAUGAGCAAUCCUUCUGUCAAAAGUAUGCCUGUAGUGAGGGAGUCAGAAGGGAAGCCAGGACAGGUUGCUUUGACCUGAAAGGUGUUGAGCUUAAGGACGUGUUGGUGCCGUUCUCAUCCAUCGCACCUCUGACGUGUCUUAUAGAAGGACUUUGCUUUGUCAUGGGGUAAGCUACUUGCUGCUUAAACAUAGCUUUUGGAAUCUGCUUUUACGUUACAUGCAUCUAUACAGCAGAGAGGAUUGAAAACCAGAGCUGUACCUCAGAUGAACACCCCAACCCUUCCCCACUCCAGGAUCAGCUAUCACAGAGACUGCCUGCAAAGUACACUCAUGGUCGAGAAGACUCAUAGAACACAGAACAGUACAACACAGGGACAGGUCCUUUUGCCCACCUAUCUCUGCUAAUCGUGAUGCUAUUUAAACCACACAUUUACAUAUCUAUCUCCCUCUGGAACUGCACAAAGUAUACAAAUCUGGCCUAACUAAAGUUUUAUACAACUGCAUUAUGUCUUCCUGACUUCCAUGCAUAGCACCCUGACCAAUGAAGAAAAAUAUGCCAUACCCCUUCUUAACAGUCCCUUCUCCUUCUGCUGGCAUUCCGAGAUCCCUCUGUAUACCAGUGCUCCUAACAAUCCUGCUAUUUACUGAAUACUUUCCACUUACAUUUGACCUACACACACCUCACAUGUGUCUGCAUCAAAUUCCACCUGCCAUUUCUCUGCUCAUAUUUCCAACUAUUGUAUAUCCUGCUAUUUAUUUUGACAACUUUCCUCGCUUCUCAAUUUUUGUGUUAUCUAAACACUUACUAAUCAGCAAGCUGCAUUUUCAUCCGAGUAAUACCUAGCACAAACAUCAGAGGUCCCAGUGCCAAUCCUUGUAGAGCAUUGGUCAUAGAACCUCCAGUCAGAAUAUCCCCUUACCACCACAAACCUUUGUCUUCUAUGGCCAAGGUAAUUUUGCAACUACUCCAUCAAGUCUCCAUGUCUCCCAUCCCAUGUAGAUCAGCCUACCAUGAAGUACCUUGUUGAAAUUUCUUUUAAACACUCAAGACUGGAACACUCGACUAUUUACACUCUUAACAACCAUGAAAGUUCAACAGUCUGCUAACAGUAUGUGUUUUCAAAUUAUCUUUAUAAGAUCCAGGCAGUCCAAUACAUUCAGUGUUAACAAGUUAAGCUUUAAUGUGACUCGGUUGCUGGGAAGACUCCGCUGGUAUUGGCUAGUCUGCAACAUAAACUCUCCAGUUGGCCCCAUUGGCCUGUUUUCUUGGCUUUAUUUUGUUACUAAUUUGGGUAAAUACAAUACUGUGCUAAAGUCUUAGGCAUAUAUAUACAACUAGGGUCCCAAAGACUAUUGCACAAUAUUGUAGUAAUUUUAUGUAUUGCACUGUACUGCUGCUGCAAAACAAAAAUCAUGACAUAUGUGAGUGAUGAUGAACCUGAUUCUGAUAUGGGUCUCUAUUGUGGACUGAGAGUGGGAAGGAAGGGGAAUCAUGGUUU